Molecule: messenger RNA, 652 nt
Organism: Nymphaea colorata (pocket water lily)
Lineage: Eukaryota; Viridiplantae; Streptophyta; Magnoliopsida; Nymphaeales; Nymphaeaceae
Exons: 3
Coding region: 162-395 (77 amino acids)
Source: RefSeq, a predicted model, not a curated record
AACAAGGAUGAGGGGAGAAACCGGCGGCCAAGCGAAAAGAAAAUUCUCUGCUUCAUCUUCGCUCUCAAUCUUUUGACGCCAUCUUCUCUCUCUCUCUCUCGCUCUGCCUUCUGCUUCUGAGGAGUCGGAGGAGGAAGCACGAAAUCAACAAAGAACCAGCGAUGGGAGGAGGCAAUGGCCAGAAGUCGAGGAUGGCACGCGAGAAGCAUAUGGAGAAGAUGAAAGCCGCUAAAGGGAGCCAGCUAGAAAGGAACAAAAAAGCCAUGACUAUCCAGUGCAAGGUGUGCAUGCAGACAUUUAUGUGCACAACAUCGGAAGUGAAAUGCAGUGAACAUGCAGAAGCUAAACAUCCCAAGAAUGAUCUUUAUCAGUGUUUUCCGCAUCUCAAAAGUUAAGUAGAAUGGCUAUCAUACUCCACAAGUUGAAGACUGAAGACAUCAGAAGAUGACUCCCAUUACUUUGAAAUGGGUUUGUUGAAAGCUUGAAACAUUAUUCUAAAAUCCAUGUGUUGUCUCCUUUGGAGCCCAUGUGACUAGUAUUUAUGUGAACUGUGAAGUCGAUGGUUUGUGCUUUCUGUUAUCUGUUCGUUUGUGUAUUCCGUGUCAGUUAGAACCAUAGACACGAUAAUAUUAUAUGAAAAUUUCUUUCUACA